Messenger RNA from Folsomia candida, 1235 nucleotides. RefSeq lists its product as uncharacterized. NCBI's taxonomy places the organism in Eukaryota, Metazoa, Arthropoda, Collembola, Entomobryomorpha, Isotomidae. The transcript is spliced from 4 exons. The coding region runs from base 176 to 1099 and encodes 307 amino acids. The record is from RefSeq and is a predicted model, not a curated record.
AUGAGCGGAAAUCGAACCAAACAGAAAGUUGUUUAUGUUUUGGUUGGUUCGUGUACGUAUUUACAUUUCAAGUGUGAAUAUAUAUUUAAUUAGUUGAACUUUGUGAAAUUAGUCAUUACAUUAUAAUCGUGGUAGUGUAAAACUGGGCUAGACUUUAGUUAACCGACGGUCUCCGAUGGGGUUAUAUCAAACUCGACCACUCCAAUUCGACGUUUCGAAGAAAGCAUUUUGCUGCCAUUUUCCGAAGAAAGGUGUUUAUGCAAUAAUGUGCACCAACCCCAAUUGCCCUAACAAGUAUGUUGGACCCAUCUACAUUGGUCAAGGUGGAGAAGGGAAAGCAACAAUACAGUCUAGGAUGGACGGUCAUAUUCGUCGAUUUGAUAGCCCGGAUGCUGCGGGAAUCGAUGGUCACUUUGUUGGUGCAUGCAAAACAUUCAUGCGUUUUGUGUUUAUGAAACAAAUCAGUGAUUUACAAAAUCGCAAAAUAAAAGAGACGCAGUACAUGCAUAGGUUCGGGACAUUAGAUCGACUAAGGGGAAUGAAUGGGCAUGUCAGUGUCUCCUCAUUGCCAUCUCAAACUAUUGCAGCAGAACGUGGAGAAUGUGUUUCGGUUCGACAGACUCAUAAGCUAGUGAUGUCACGAAAAAACCGGAAGGGUACACAAAAAGUUCCAACUGUACACUUUCAGACACUAGUUGCUGCAUGUAUAAAGGCAAAUGAUCUAACGUCAGUUACCAUUAUUGAUAUAGUUGACUUUAUUCAGACCAAUUAUCCUCACUACUAUUCAAAAUCAACAAACGUGCAGAACUCAUUUUCUAAUCGUCUGAGAGAGAAUAUCAAUGGAAGAGUGAAAGAGACGAGUUCCUACUAUUCGAAUUGGUUCGAUUCGUUGGAAAAAGACAAGGAUUGUAAGAAACCUUCGAGAUAUGUAUUGAAGAACGACAACUUUGAUGAAAAAAUAUACGAAGAGGGAUUAAAGGCUCUGGAUGAUUUUGAAAAAUCAGAACAAGAAAGGGACUCAGCAUCAUCAUCUACAACACCCUCACCUAGACCUGUCCGACCAACUUAUGUUGCUGACAGCGAUCCUGACUCAGACUGAUUGCCAUUUUAAAUACCUAAUACCUUACAAACAUGAUGAAACCUAAUUUUAGUUCUUAUGAUGUCAUUAUGUCUGAUUUGUAAGUGCUUGAUAACAUUUGAUUUGUAUAUAUGAAUUAAAGUUCUGUAUUAUUAAA